UGUCCUGCAGGCGGCGCCGUGAUUGGCACGCCGGCUCCCGCUGCCCGCGAGGCUGCCCUAAAGUCUAGCUUACGAGAACCCCAGGCGAGUGCGGACCUACAAAGUUUGUCCGCUCCGGGGCACCGUAGUGGCUUUUACCCUGGCCGGGCGGGCUGGGCUCAGCCGGGCUGGGCUGGGCUACGCGGCUGGAGCCGGGCUCUAGCCAGAGCAAGACCCUGAUGGCUGCGGUGUUUCUGGUAACGCUUUAUGAAUACUCGCCGCUUUUCUACAUCGCGGUGGUCUUUACCUGCUUCAUCGUGACCACCGGCCUGGUAUUGGGAUGGUUUGGUUGGGAUGUUCCAGUAAUUCUGAGAAAUUCAGAAGAGACCCAGUUCAGCACAAGAGUUUUCAAAAAGCAAAUGAGACAAGUCAAGAAUCCUUUUGGCGUAGAGAUCACUAAUCCAUCUUCAGCUUCAAUUACAACUGGCAUAACCUUGACAACAGAUUGCCUUGAAGAUAGCCUCCUUACAUGCUACUGGGGGUGCAGUGUUCAAAAAUUAUAUGAAGCUCUGCAGAAGCACGUUUAUUGCUUCAGAAUAAGCACUCCCCAAGCAUUAGAAGAUGCUCUGUAUAGUGAAUAUCUCUAUCAGGAACAGUAUUUUAUUAAAAAGGAUAGCAAAGAAGAAAUAUAUUGCCAGUUGCCAAGAGAUACAAAAAUUGAAGACUUUGGUACAGUACCCAGAUCUCGCUAUCCAUUGGUAGCGCUAUUGACCUUAGCUGAUGAGGAUGACCGGGAAAUUUAUGAUAUUAUUUCCAUGGUGUCAGUGAUUCAUAUUCCUGAUAGGACUUAUAAACUAUCCUGCAGAAUAUUGUAUCAAUAUUUACUCUUGGCUCAAGGUCAAUUUCAUGAUCUUAAGCAACUUUUCAUGUCUGCAAAUAAUUUCACUCCCUCCAACAAUUCCUCUUCAGAAGAAAAAAACACAGACAGAAGUUUGUUGGAAAAGGUGGGACUCUCUGAAAGUGAAGUUGAGCCAUCGGAAGAGAACAGCAAGGACUGUGUUGUUUGCCAGAAUGGGACUGUGAACUGGGUGCUCUUACCAUGCAGACACACAUGCCUGUGUGAUGGCUGUGUGAAGUAUUUUCAGCAGUGCCCAAUGUGCAGGCAGUUUGUUCAGGAAUCUUUUGCACUUUGCAGUCAAAAAGAGCAAGAUAAAGACAAACUGAAGACUCUUUGAAGACAUUGUAACACUGAAAAGUACACUUUCUACUAAACAUGCAGAAAUUGAUGAUCUUGGAAUUCAUCAUAACAUGGAAUCUAUUGUACUGACCAUCAAUGAAAAUUCUAUUUUAACUUCCUAUUUGUAUGGUACUUGGAUGAUAAAAAUUAAUUAUUCCUUUCUGCUUAGUGAAUGAAUAUUGGAAUCCACCUGUGUUGAUACAUAAAAAUUCAUUCAACUCUUGAAAAGAAUCUAAGAGUUUGGCCUUUUGUUAGCUAGAUUUCCUCUCAUGUUAAUUAGAAAAAUCAUUCUGAAAGGCAAUCCAUUGAAAAUUUGAGGAGGUUAAAGUCUUAAGAUCGCUAAAUGUUUUACCUUUGAUGUAAUCUGGAGUGCAAUUAAGAAAAAACUUAAUUCUACUUAAAGUAAUUGUGUGUUCCCUAGUUUAUACAAAGGAGUUGGAAUGAGCUUCUUUAAAUCUUUUCUUGAAAUAACAGUUUUUAUAAAUAUCCAUCUGUUUGGUUUCUAAUGUCCCUUAUUAUAGUUACAUAAAUACAGGUCAUAGUUUUUAAAUAUAGGUUCUUAAAUCAUAAAUACAAGAUAUAAUUCUUGACUGUUCUCAGUGUAUUAUAAAAUGAUACUCAUCUAUAGGAGGCAGAUAUAUAAAAUUUGGAUAAUAAGAUUUUUUGGAUAAUUAAAUUUAUUAAAUUGAUAGUCAAGUGUGAUUAGAUUAGCAGAAUGUGAUCUACCAGGGAAGAUCUGUGAGACCUUUAAUGCCUUACCUUAGAUUUCUGCCUGCACAGCAAAUCCAUCCAGAACCGAGGUGGGAGGUGGAGGUUAUAGAGCUAGAAAAGUCACUAAAAGAAACAAAUAACUAUUUUUUUCUAGUGUAUUUUUAUUCCAAAUAAACCCCGUAUCCUUCUGAAUAGUAAAUUACUUUGUUCAUCCAUUGUUCUGUCUUUGUAAGAAUUGAGAAACUUGGUAGGCAGAAAGACCCCACCCUUUUCUCUUUCCAAGAUAACUAAAAGAAAAAGGUAAAUCAGAGCUUUCCAUGUUUUCAGUGAGAAUUAUCAUAACUCACCAAGAAAGCAGAUCAUGGCAAAUAAACUGUGACCUUCAGGGA
Messenger RNA from Pongo pygmaeus (Bornean orangutan), 2316 nucleotides. It is a transcript of the gene CGRRF1, whose product is annotated as cell growth regulator with ring finger domain 1. The transcript is spliced from 6 exons. The coding region runs from base 219 to 1214 and encodes 331 amino acids. Lineage: Eukaryota; Metazoa; Chordata; Mammalia; Primates; Hominidae. The record is from RefSeq and is a predicted model, not a curated record. Gene Ontology annotation, biological process: negative regulation of cell growth.